Frieseomelitta varia is the source of this 2096-nucleotide messenger RNA. RefSeq names its product ubiquitin carboxyl-terminal hydrolase 30 homolog (gene Usp30). Bases 168 to 1583 code for a protein of 471 amino acids. Gene Ontology annotation, molecular function: cysteine-type endopeptidase activity; cysteine-type deubiquitinase activity. Gene Ontology annotation, biological process: protein deubiquitination. Gene Ontology annotation, cellular component: cytosol; nucleus. The record is from RefSeq and is a predicted model, not a curated record. Lineage: Eukaryota; Metazoa; Arthropoda; Insecta; Hymenoptera; Apidae. The transcript is spliced from 7 exons.
AUUUUCCCACUCCCAAACAACAACAGCAUGACCGUGUUCUUGUGCCUGGGCGUUCAUCUUCUUGUUUAAGAAUUUCACAUGUACGCGCAACACAAACUUGCGCAGCAAAAACGUUAGCUCUUGCAGUUUUUCAAGAAAUUUCCCAUUUCAAUAAACAUUCCGUGAAGAUGGAUGUAGAAAAAGUUGCUGUAUUUGCCAGUGUAGGAUUUGCAAUAGCCAUUGCAGCAUUUGUUAUAUGGGGUCCAUCUCCUAAACCUAGGAAAAAAGGAAAAGUUAUUGGAAUCAAUAAUUUAGGAUACACUUGUUUUUUGAAUUCUCUUCUACAAGCUUUGGCUGCAUGCCCAGUUUUCAUUGGAUGGUUAAAGAAACAAUAUGACAAAAAUGGAAAAGUUAAUUUCAUUUCAACUUUAUUAUCAGUUUUUGAAAAAAUUAAUGGAUAUGCAGAAGAUUUAUAUGGUGACGUAACACCAAUUGAAAUUAUUUCGUCGCUUGGUAAUCAAUGGAAAUUUGCACCUGGUCAUCAGGAUGUACAUGAACUAUUUCAUGUAGUUCUUAGUGCAUUACAAGCAGAAAUUCAACCUGGAAAUAGGAAAGGUUGUUUGUCUGAUGCUUUACCACAAAGCCCAAUAAUGAUAACAGAUACAAAGAAAUUGGGUGAUCCUUUAACAUUUAGAAGUGUAUCUUGUAAUGAUAUUGUAUCAGCUAACAAAAAUCCUAACAUUCCGAAUGGUUUUGAUAGAAAUUGCAAUAAUCAUGUAAUAUCUUCGACAUCCAUAUCAAGCAUUCCUAUGACAUAUAACAAGCCGGGUAUAAUUCUUGCAAGAUCUUCAGAAUUACUUUCGAAGAAUGUUGAAAUUGAGAAAAAUAAAGAAUCUUUUAAACCCUGGAGCUCCUUAUGUACUAUGUCAUUUUCUACUGCUCCACCAAUAUCAAUAGAAGUACAUCCAUUUUCUGGUUUAUUAACUAGUCAAUUACAGUGCAGUUGCUGUAAAUGGAAGUCUGCAGUUCAUUAUGAUAAACUUGAAACAGUUUCUUUGCCUUUGCCUCCCUUUGGUCCACAUAUUAGAUCACAUCACACAUUGGAAGAAUUAUUAACGCGUUUUGUAACCAGUGAGGUUGUUCAAGAUGUAUUAUGUGAUGGAUGCGGAAUGCGUUGUUUAGCUACUAAAACUUUAACUCUAGGCAAACUUCCUAAAUGUUUAUGUUUACAUAUAUCAAGAACCACAUGGAGUUCUUCAGGAAUACCAAUUAAGAGAGAUGAUCCAGUAAAAUUUCCUGAGAUACUGACUUUAGAUCCUUAUACUUUUACAGAAACAAAGAAGCGAAACGCACGGGGUGAUCCUGAAGCAACAAUGUUACUUAGUAAUCGAACGACGUUACAAGAUAAACACAAAUAUCAAUUACGUGCAAUCGUAGAACACCGCGGACCUGUAGAUUCUGGUCACUUUGUUUGUUAUAGACGAGGAAAUAAAAACAAUCAAUGGUUGUAUACUUCUGAUAAUGUAGUUGAGAGUAUAUCUUUGAUUGAAGUUUUAUGUGCCACACCAUAUCUUCUCUUCUAUGAGCGUAUUAAUAGCAUAUAAGAUUAGUUAGUAAUCAAUUUUAGUAAUCACAGCAAAUUUAGGAAUGAUGACUCAUUGUCAGUAUACUAAAAUGAUGUAAUAAUUACGAUGAAAUUUAAGAGACUGAAUGUGUUUAAUAGUUUUCAUGUUUCCAUUGCAAAGCAGUCGAAAUUAUUUCAAACUAUUCAUUAAAUGAACUGAAUAAAUAUUUAAAUUUAUUUUAUUUACUUACAUUUCAUGUUUUGUGUAUUAAUUUUUAUUAUGCAUCAUUUUUAUAUAAGUGCAAAUUAUUUUCUAGCUUAUAACUUUGAUAUUAUGGUUUCAGAAUUUAUUGAAAUAAUACAAAAUUUUUAACCACAUAUUUUUAAAAAUUAUUUUAAAAUUAUACAAAGUAGUCGACACUUAAGACUAGCAACAUUGUAGAGUAUUAUGUAUGUAGAAUAUUAUAGCUUAUAGAGAGUUAAAUUAAUUGCUUGAUAAAUUGUACUAAUAGUAAAACUAAAAUCAAAUUGUGCCAAAUGAAUCAAUCGUUUU